Trichobilharzia regenti is the source of this 1837-nucleotide messenger RNA. The record is from the annotation of a GenBank genome assembly. NCBI's taxonomy places the organism in Eukaryota, Metazoa, Platyhelminthes, Trematoda, Strigeidida, Schistosomatidae.
AUGUCCGACGAAGAAGUUCAGGCCCUUGUUGUAGACAAUGGUUCCGGUAUGUGUAAAGCUGGUUUCGCUGGUGACGAUGCACCAAGAGCUGUAUUCCCUUCAAUUGUUGGACGCCCUCGUCAUCAGGGUGUCAUGGUUGGUAUGGGUCAGAAAGACAGUUAUGUCGGUGAUGAAGCUCAAUCGAAACGUGGUAUUCUCACCUUGAAGUAUCCCAUUGAACACGGUAUUGUCACCAAUUGGGACGAUAUGGAGAAGAUUUGGCAUCAUACAUUCUACAACGAAUUACGUGUCGCCCCUGAGGAACAUCCUGUCCUUUUGACUGAGGCUCCAUUGAAUCCGAAGGCCAAUCGUGAGAAGAUGACACAAAUCAUGUUCGAGACAUUCAACACACCAGCCAUGUAUGUUGGUAUUCAAGCUGUCCUGUCAUUGUAUGCCUCCGGUCGUACAACUGGUAUUGUGUUGGACUCUGGUGAUGGUGUCACUCACACUGUGCCAAUCUACGAAGGUUAUGCUCUUCCACACGCUAUCCUACGUUUGGAUCUUGCUGGUCGUGAUUUGACUGACUACCUGAUGAAGAUUUUGACUGAACGUGGUUACAGCUUCACCACAACCGCCGAGAGAGAAAUCGUUCGUGAUAUCAAGGAGAAGCUGUGCUAUGUUGCCUUGGACUUUGAACAAGAGAUGGCCACUGCUGCAUCAAGCUCAUCUUUGGAGAAGAGUUAUGAACUUCCCGAUGGUCAGGUCAUCACUAUUGGUAAUGAACGAUUCCGUUGUCCUGAGGCAUUGUUCCAACCAAGCUUCUUGGGUAUGGAAUCUGCUGGUGUCCACGAGACCACCUUCAACUCGAUCAUGAAAUGUGACGUUGAUAUUCGUAAAGAUUUGUAUGCCAACACUGUGCUGUCUGGUGGUACUACCAUGUUCCCUGGUAUUGCUGAUCGUAUGCAGAAAGAGAUCACCGCCUUGGCACCAAGUACAAUGAAGAUCAAGAUUGUUGCUCCACCUGAGAGGAAAUACUCCGUCUGGAUUGGUGGUUCUAUUCUCGCCUCACUGUCCACUUUCCAACAGAUGUGGAUCUCAAAACAAGAAUAUGAUGAAUCUGGUCCAGCUUGAUUCCAUACUGUAUUAUCAGUAGCCAAUCAGUAAUGCAAUGAUUUAGGAAGAUAACUGUUAGAAGAGAGACUAGGUGUAAGACAGUGGAACAAGGGAGAGGAAGCCUCGAAAAUGUGGUGUACAUUCAUAUAUUAUAUAUACGGUGGAUGAAUUAUUGGAAUGAAAGAACAAGGUGGGGUAAGUUAGGAGGGGUGCCUGUGGAAAAGAAGGAGAUACUGAACACGUCAAGUUGAUGUUAGUUAACAAGGCAGGGCUGAGGAAAGGCAAAUCAUACGGGAAUCAAAUUCCAACUCUACACAUCACCAACAUCAUCCAACAAAGCUUCGAAUGCCAGUCAAAUCUCUGUCCCGCUUUCACUAACUUUGAAAAGACGUUCAACAGCGUUGACGGCGAAGUAAUUAGGAAAUUGCUUCAACACUAAGGAGUCUGGUACCGCUAGCCUUUAUCACCGUUAUUAAACCACAUCCAUAUGAUGAUGUCGUAUACCAAAUGAUCUUCAACGGAAAUCUCAGCGAUAACUUUGAAGAAGUCAAGAUAGGAGUAAGACGAGGCUGCCUACCUACUGUCUCCAAUGAUAAUAUUCCUGACUUUCGUGGGCCGGAUCAUGGAACAGACAAUAAUUGGGAGUGAGGCGACAGACAUAAAUUGAACUGCCAAGGAGACUCUAGAAUAUUUCUCACACAAAAUCGAAGAUAUGAAGGCUGAAAAAGGCAAAAAGUUGUCAGAG